Aspergillus fijiensis CBS 313.89 is the source of this 2382-nucleotide messenger RNA. Its product is annotated as PLP-dependent transferase. Gene Ontology annotation, cellular component: cytosol. The transcript has 4 exons. The record is from RefSeq and is a predicted model, not a curated record. The coding region runs from base 480 to 1901 and encodes 473 amino acids. Gene Ontology annotation, molecular function: pyridoxal phosphate binding; transaminase activity. Lineage: Eukaryota; Fungi; Ascomycota; Eurotiomycetes; Eurotiales; Aspergillaceae.
GCACGCCAGUCGACAGGCAACGAGCAUGCUGUACCUAGUAUACAUACAUGGACAACAACAGUCCCGUAUAGUCAGUACCUCGCAACUGCACCCAGUGGAUACUAAUCUUUCGGCUGUGAUAGACCUCAAUCCUACGCAGAAUGCGCCUAUCGAGUUGUUCCUUCCUGCAAGGCCACGUAUCAGCUGAGUCACUAUGCACCUUCCAGAUCAAGUUCACCAGUUCAUCCCCGCAGGCUUAUCGUCGGACUUGAUAUGCAGUGCAACGGCGUUUGAGCAUCCUCACAUUAUCCUCCCAUUUGUUGUCAACACCGAGCCCCUUGGCCACCAAAAGCCCGAGCUUCUUUAAUUUCUAUUUUUGAUCCUCGUCCGGCCCUCAAUUGCUGUCACAACCCCGCGUUCAGCUCUACAGUCAGAAUAGACACUACGCGGACACACAUAUACAAAGCUCAACACACCAAUUGUACAGACCGCACGCAAUCAUGAUCAGCGUGCAAGCUCGAAGUUCCCUCACCAAGAUUCGUCAUCCACUAACCUCUCUACGCUCUCAGUCUUCCAUUGCUACCCCCUCCUCAAUUCUCUACACAAAGAUCAACUCUCCCCCGUCCAAAGUCAUCUCCAGCCGCGGCCACUACCUCGUCACCGAAGAUGGCCGGGAGAUCUUCGACGCAACAGGGGGUGCAGCCGUCGCCGCCCUCGGCCACAACCACCCGACCAUCAAGAGCGCCAUCACCCAGCAACUAGACGAAGUGGCGUACUGCUACUCGCCCUUCUUCACCACUCCGGCUGCCGAGCGCAUCGCAACCUUCCUCACUGAGUCCACGAAUGGAGAGAUGACCAAGACCUUCAUCGUUAGCUCCGGUACGGAAGCCAUCGAAGCAUCCAUCAAAAUCGCCCGGCAGUACCAUGUCGAACGUGGCCAGCCCCAGCGGACCCGGUUCAUCGCGCGGAGACAGUCCUACCACGGCAACACUCUGAGGGCGCUCGCGACGGGGUACCAUAAAGCCCGGAGAGCGGUGUAUGAGGACAUCCUGGCCAAGAAUGUCUCGCAUGUGUCGCCGUGCUAUGCGUACCGGGACAAGAGCCCUGGGGAGAACGACGAGAGCUAUGUUCAGCGGCUGGCGGACGAGUUGGAAAGCGAGUUUCAGGCCGUCGGACCGGACACAGUUUGUGCUUUUCUCGCGGAGACGAUCACCGGGGCUACCCUCGGUUGCGCCCCUCCUGUGCCGGGCUACUUUCCAGCGAUAAAGGCCGUAUGUGACCGCCACGGUGCCCUGCUGAUCAUGGACGAGGUCAUGUCGGGCAUGGGGCGUUCGGGGACUCUGCAUGCAUGGGAGCAGGAGGGUGUUGUUCCAGAUCUGCAGACAGUGGCCAAAGGUCUGGGGGCCGGGUACGCGCCUAUAGGGGCUCUGCUUGUGGGCAAGAAGGUGGUGGACGCUCUGGCCCAGGGCACUGGCGGUUUUGUGCACAGCCAGACGUAUCAGGGCCAUCCGGUCGCUUGUGCUGCUGCGUAUGCUGUGCAGACCCUGAUUCAAGAACAGAAUCUGCUGGACAAUGUCAGAGUCCAGGGGGACUACUUGGGGAGACUCCUGACAGAGCGCAUUGGAGAUCAUCCAAAUGUAGGGGAUGUCCGCGGUCGGGGACUGUUUUGGGGGAUCGAGUUUGUGACGGACAAGGAGACAAAGACACCCUUCCCCGUCGGUGAUCAGGUUGCGCAGACCGUGCAUUUGACGGGGUUGCAGGAUGAGCACUGCAUUUCCUUACUGCCCAGUAGCGGAAAUGUUGACGGGACUCAGGGCGAUGUUGUUCUGAUUGCUCCUGCAUAUAACAUCACCGCCCCCGAGGUGGAGGAUCUUGUGGAUAGGGUCGAGAAGGUCAUCGAGUCGGUAUUCGAUCAGCAUUGACUCACCUGUGCAAGUGCCGCUUGCGUUGUGUCUGCAGUCCUGUAACCAACCUACCAUAAUCAUAUUAUUAACUGGCUUGCUAAGCAACUUGGAAUACGACCCCUGAAAUAUCCUACCAGUAAGACCGCGUCACCACGGCUUGAAAAGACUCAAGUCUAUAGGACUUGUUCAGCCAUCUCCAGGACAGCAACCUGGGUUCUUCUCAUCGCAUGACACUUCCACCAUCCACCCUCAAUCUCCACCUCGAUAUCAGCCUCAGCGGGCGUGGCUUUUGUAGGACGAUUGAUAUUUUUCUCAAGGCCGUGGUGGAAUGCGAGAGGCAUGGUGCAAGUUUGCCGAUCCGCGAACAGAAGGUAUCGUAUCACUCAACCACAGAAUCGAGAGAGUUGCACAAAGCGACAGGGAUCUUGCUAUUCGCGUUCUUAGCUAUCUGAGAGCACCGGAUGAUACGCUGCUCACGGAGGUGCGCGCACCUGACACU